AUGGAGAAAGAGGUUGGACUGCCGUCUGAGUUUCCAUGUGACGACGAGAUCAAAUUUAUAUGUUUCGAAGACAUGGUAGAUUUUGAGCAUGAUCCUACAAUGGCCAUGUGCUGUCGGCGAGAGAUGCGAGAAAGGACGUCUUUCCAGGUGAAGUUAGAUACGGUGCGAAAAGCCAUGCCGGCUCCAUUGGUCGACAAGUCGCGCAUAUUCUACGAGGAGGAAGUGUUUUGCAAACCAACCAGCAGCAUCCAGAGCAUCCCGAUCCCUGACUAUCCCAACGCCUUGACCGAGGAUGAGAUCGAUCGUGCUUUGGAAGACGUCGACGACGAUGCAGAGCUGAUGAUGAUCCGCAAUGCUAGAAUGGAGGAGCUGGUGAGAAGCAACAAGUCGAACAGCUCCAAGGAGCAGCAGCAACUUGAUGUGCGAUAUGGCGAGGUAGAAGUGACGGAUGCAGGCAAGGUCCUCCAAUUGAUCAUGGCCGGAGUCCAUCUUGUAGUGCUUGUCGACCGAGCCGCUGAACCAGGUUCGUCAGAAGGAGAGCUAUCAGGUGGAAUCCUCAAGAACAUGCGCUCUCUUGCGCAUCAGUUUGUUGGGACGUGCUUCCUUUGCACGACGCUGAAUUCACGGCAAGGGGACGAACUCAGAGGCAGCCUUCACGUGACAGACUUUCCUGCCCUCGUCUGCUGCCGUCACACCGUCAUCGUCUCUCGCGUAAUGGGAGCUGCAUUGAGACAGUUUGUUCUGAUGGACUCGGUCGGCGCUGCCGUGUUUCAAGCUUGGCUGAAUCAGGCUGGAAUCCUUCACAAGAGCAAGGAGGACUGCCAGACUUCAAGGCUGGAGGAGCAACGGGGGAAGAAUUCUGCAGCAUCUCGGCACGACGAGAGCGAGGAUGAGAGUGACUCGGGGUCAGAGGAUGAAGGUGGGUCCUUCCACACGUCGUUCCAGUCGAAGUUGAGGAUUGACCGAGAGCUUGGCUCCAAGACUUUCUCGAGGGCACAGAUGGAUAGAUCAGCGGCUGAGCAGGCACUUGGGCCCAACGUCUGCAGAGAUACAAACUGUUGCCAUAGAGGAUUCUUCCACGAGCACUUGAUAGGCGGGAUCAAGAGCAAGUCGACACCAACCCGGGACAAGCCAGUCCAACUGCAUCCGCACGAUACGCAUUGA
Molecule: messenger RNA, 1164 nt
Organism: Guillardia theta CCMP2712
Lineage: Eukaryota; Cryptophyceae; Pyrenomonadales; Geminigeraceae
Exons: 7
Coding region: 1-1164 (387 amino acids)
Source: RefSeq, a predicted model, not a curated record